Messenger RNA from Gaeumannomyces tritici R3-111a-1, 1297 nucleotides. RefSeq lists its product as hypothetical. The transcript has a single exon. The coding region runs from base 1 to 1017 and encodes 338 amino acids. NCBI's taxonomy places the organism in Eukaryota, Fungi, Ascomycota, Sordariomycetes, Magnaporthales, Magnaporthaceae. Gene Ontology annotation, molecular function: protein binding. The record is from RefSeq and is a predicted model, not a curated record.
AUGUCCCAUACAUUUACACCGCCUGUUCAAAACGCCGACGGCGAGCGACGACGCGACGAAGACACCGCGGGCAUCCUUCGCGUCGCCGCCUACCACCGUCAUGACUGGGACGAAAUCGGCAUCCGCCCCGACCCGGACGAGAAGGCGAAGCGCCCGCGCGUGCACGGCGUCUCCCUCCUCGAUGUCUUUGAGCACCCAGACUCCCAACAACCCUGGUCGGUCUCCCUCGGCCCGCUCAGCCGCCUGCCGCCGGAGCUCCUCGCCGCCGUCCUGCUGGAGCUCGACGUGCUUUCGGUCGUGCGCUUCCGCGCCGUCAACAACCUGGCCCGCCACGCCGCCUCGGCGCUGCCCCAGUACCGGACCGUUGCCGCGCACGCGCCCGUCGUCUUGCGCGCCCUGCUCCGGACGGGGGCGGCCGCGCGCACCGCGCUGCGCGACCUGCACGGCCUCGUCGCCUCCGGGUCCGGCGCCUGCUGCCUCUGCGGCUUCUUCGGGCCGCUCCUGUUCAUCCCGACGCUUAGCCGCUGCUGCUUCACCUGCCUAACCACCUCGCCCGAGCUGGCCGCGGUGCCCGCCCCCGCCGCGGCCAAGGCCGCCGGCGUGCCCCGCCGGCGGCUGCUGGGGGCGCUGCGGGCCGUGCACACCGUCCCCGGCGAGUACGGCAUGUGGCCCAAGCGCCGGGCGCGGCGGCAACACCUGGUCUCCUCCGCCGCCGUGCUCGACGUCUUCGGCGUCUCGUGCGCCGAGCGGCCGAACGAGGACACGGAGGUUUCGAGGUGCAUGGUUGUUGUGGCCCUGCCGCACAUCGACCGGGUUUCGCGCCAAGUCACGCGCUGUCUCAGCUGUCAAGGCUGCCAACAGGCUGUUCAGCGGAGCAAGGGCGCCAGGCUCGAUCUGUACGACAUCCGGGAUCGGUCCUAUACUGCCGAAGGGUUCUUGGAACAUUUCGAUUCGUGUGCGGACGCGCAAGCACUCUGGAGAGCGAGCACUGCCGUAGCUUCACAACAGCCAAAGUGACAUGGCUACCUGCCUAGGUAUAGGUUACCUAGAUGUCUGGAACCAAGAAUAUCCCUGUCGUCAAACCUCUUUUUUUUCGGGCUCCCGCUCUGCUAUCAGAAAUCACUGGCUGGCCUUGUAUUGCACUUUAUACGAGUCACUAAAUACGGACGCAUGUAUUAAUCGAUCCCGUUCAUCUUCCCAUGGCUUGCAUUGCGGUGAUCUCUCGUGUUCCUGCUUCCCUGCUUGCAUACACUCCCCACCCAUAUCGCGAACCGACAAUCACCUCAUUGUCAACUUG